Botrytis cinerea B05.10 is the source of this 1502-nucleotide messenger RNA. RefSeq lists its product as hypothetical. The transcript has 3 exons. The record is from RefSeq and is a predicted model, not a curated record. Lineage: Eukaryota; Fungi; Ascomycota; Leotiomycetes; Helotiales; Sclerotiniaceae. The coding region runs from base 642 to 1448 and encodes 268 amino acids.
GGGGGCAAUAGCAGCUUGAUUGAGCCUUUGAUAUCGCUUUCGAGAAAAGGCGGUGCAAUCAAUUGAUUUCUGCCUUGUUUUUGAUCGUACGAAGUAUAAUCUGCCCCUCCAUUUGAUAGACUACUAUCAUAUCAUAUCAUAUCAUAUCAUAUCAACGAUAGUCUAUCUAAAAACAACCCCUGCAACACAUUUUUCCCCUCCAAAAUUGUUCAUCUUCUUAAACUCCCUUCCCGUCAUUCCACAUUUCAUCCCUACGUUACAAAGGCUGAAGACGUACGCAUACACUCCGCAGUAACCCAGCCCAACUGCCGAUUUCGAAACACAUAGCCCAGUCAGCGAUCGGGAAUCAAAGCUGGUGUAACUCUUCCCGUGGCUGACUGUAUUGUCCUACAAGUUCGUCGACAACCCUAGACGUUUGCGUUUCUUCAAACUUCCACGUUUGCGCUGGUGGUCACACUGAGUAAUACCCGGCGGGCUGAAGCUUACUUGCAUGAUCGCUUGAUACGGGGUGUUUGCGAGGUUGCUUACGUUGGAUUUUGAGAAUCUUGGGGUUGCGAGAAGACGCGUUGCAUAGCACAGGAUAGGAAAGGAUAGGAUAGGAUAGGAACCGAACCGAACCGAACCGAACGGACAAUCCAGCAAUGCCGCACACGAAUCGCAAAAAGAAGGGUGGAGCGAGGGAACCCGGAGAAGAGACGGAGAAGACAAAAAAGAUUGCGCCGUCGACCAAGCGGACACAGAUAGAGGAUGGAGAGGGCUGGACGCAUGUUGUGGGGGGCGGAAGAAAGACCGGAGCUGCAGAAACCUGGACUCACGCGGGAGAUUUUGUGCAGGAUGGGGUCGCGUAUAUUGAGCGCUCGACGGGAGAGAUGCAGGCGGAUUUGGACAAUUAUAGGAAACAGUGGGAGAGUAGUGAAGCAGCUGGUCAGCUGAGGAAGAUUUUACGUGGGAGAAGCGCUGUGAAGAGUGUGGUUUGUUUGGGGCUGGGAAGUUUGCAGAGUGCGAGGAGGGAGGGGAGGAGGAGUAGCUAUACCCAAUUGGCGGCUUUGAUGAUGAUUAUCGAGGAGUUGGGCGGUAUGGGUGAGGAUAAGAUACAAUGUAUAUUUCAAGACCCGCAAAAUACUAAAGACGACAAGGUGUUUUUGACAUCUUUGGGUGGAAAAGUGGUGGACGAUCCUUUAGCAUUUGAUUAUAUUAAAGAAGAUACUCUUGUCUAUGCGAUACAUUGCUACGGACCAGUUUACAAGACUAUCAGUCAAGGACCUCGACCUGCAGUCCUCAUAGGAACCGAUGUGGAGAAUUUUUCAAGCUUGUGGUUAACCAAAACAGAAACCCUCAAACAGCAUCUAGAUGAUAUGAUCAAAGAUUGCGAGAUGAUAAAUUUCCCACAACUUCGACAUGAUUUCUCGGACACAAAAAUAUACUGGCGGAAUAAACCAAGUGUUUGAAAGGGGUUGUAACCGAGGCCAAACUCUCACUAGCAAUAUAUUCUAAAUACGCCA